Messenger RNA from Tarenaya hassleriana, 4337 nucleotides. Its product is annotated as DNA polymerase V. Gene Ontology annotation, cellular component: nucleolus. The coding region runs from base 237 to 4127 and encodes 1296 amino acids. Gene Ontology annotation, biological process: regulation of DNA-templated transcription. Gene Ontology annotation, molecular function: transcription factor binding; DNA binding. Lineage: Eukaryota; Viridiplantae; Streptophyta; Magnoliopsida; Brassicales; Cleomaceae. The transcript has 8 exons. The record is from RefSeq and is a predicted model, not a curated record.
AUAGACUUUGAUUAAACCCUAAAACCUCGGCCGUGGCUCGAAGAAGCUAUUGUACAACUCGGAUUCCGCUCUAGGGUUUUUGGCCUCCAACACUUCUCUGCCAAAUUCCCAAAUCUUCUCUGCUUCAUCUCCCAAAACAUUUGAUCUUUCGGAUAGGGUUUCUGUUUCCUUCCUCAAGAUUUGCAACAUUGGUUCCAGCGAACGGAUUUUGUACUCAGUGAGAUCUUUUGGUUUCAAUGGCUAGCAAGAAGAGAACCGGCGGCGAAGCAUCGGAGGAAGUAGAGAACAAUCCCGCUGAUGUGCCGGCGAAAAAGAAACUGAAGAAUGAUAAGCGAAAGAGCCGGGAGAUUUCUGAUUCCGGCGACGCAAAUUCUCCGGCGGCGGCUCCCCCCGGUGUUGCGAGCUCAGCCAAAGACAUGGAGAAGAAGAAGAAGAGGAAAGCUUCAGACAAAGAAAGAAAACGCGCCGCUCUGGAGAAAGAUGAAGGAGCUUCUGGGCCCGGAGCAGUGGUUGUCAACUCGAAAGCAGAGGAAGCUGAUAAAUAUGUUGCUUCAUCGUCUUCUUCGAGUGGAGGGUUGCCGGAGUUGCCUCUGAACUAUUUCAGGGACUUGGCUUCAGCCGACGCAAGUGUGAGAAAAACAGCAGCCGAGUCUUUGCUGUUAAGGUUGCAAGAGAUCCAGAAACAGUAUGAGAUGCUGCCUGAUAAGGAUUCUGUAAAUGGAGGGUUGAUGUUGGAAGCUGAAAAAAACGACGGGUUGGAUGAUUGUGCACCACAUUUGAGAUACACCAUACGUAGGCUUAUUCGUGGUGUGUCAUCUUCGAGAGAGUGUGCGAGGCAAGGGUUUGCCUUGGGCUUGACGUUGCCUGUCGGUCUAAUUCCUAACAUCAAGGUGGAGUCGCUGAUGAAACUCAUUGUUGAUUCUUUGGCAGUAUCUUCAUCCAUGAAGGGCCAAGAUGUAAAGGAAUGCCUCUUGGGUCGACUCUUUGCUUAUGGUGCAGUUGCACGGUCUGGAAGGCUGAGCAAAGAUUGGGAAUCUGAUAAAGAAACUCCGAUCAUCAUAGAAUUUAUAAAUGCCAUUAUCUGUCUUGCUGCAAAGAAGCGAUACCUGCAAGAGCCAGCUGUCCAUGUUCUUCUAGACCUGGCUGGGAAGUUACCUUCUGAAGCAUUGUCGAAUCAUGUCAUUGAAGCGCCAGAACUUCAUAAAUGGUUUGAGCAAGCUACUGAGGUUGGAAAUCCAGAUGCUUUGCUUUUAGCUCUUAAACUCCGUGAAAAGAUUUCAGUUGAGCACCCUGUGUUUGGCAAGCUUCUACCUGUCCCUUUCAGCCCAGCGAAAUUUUUUUCCGCGGAUCAUCUCUCAUCAAUCGCUAAUUGCUUUAAGGAAUCUACAUUCUGUCAGCCUCGAGUUCAUAGCUUAUGGCAUGUUGUUGUCGAUAUGCUAUUACCGGAAACAGUUGUUCACAAAGAAGAUGACACAUCCCUUUCGAAUCCCUCUAAAAAAGGAAAGCGAGUCCGCAAGUCCAGCCCCUUUGAAGAAGAAAUGACAAAGAACAUCCAGAAUUUCUGCGAAAUCAUUAUUGAAGGAACCCUUCUUUCUUCAUCUCAUGAUCGUAAGCACUUGGCUUUUGACAUUCUGCUUCUUCUUCUUCCAAGGCUUCCAGCAAGUUUUGUCCCGUCUGUUCUAUCGUACAAAUUUGUCCAGUGCCUCAUGGAUAUACUUUCCACAAAGGACUCUUGGCUGCAUAAAGUUGCCCUGCAUUUUCGCGGGGUGUUGCUUGAUUGGGUGAGAAAUGAUGAUGCAAGAAGAGUAGCUGUUACAAUGGCUUUUCAGAAACACAGUGAUGGAAAAUUCGACACUAUUACACGGACAAAAACUAUCAAAGAGUUAACUGCAGAGUUUGAAACGGAGGAUGGUUGCACACUUUUCCUUCAGAACUUGAUGAACUUGUUUGUGGAUGAACAACGUUCUCCAGGGGAACCUUCAAAUAUGAAAUGGGCCUUAGAACCUUGCUCCCUAAAUUCAGAUCAGAGUCAAACAACAGAUGACAACUCAGAGAUAGGUUCAAACGAGGAGAAGGACUCAUUUGGGACAGCAGGAAAUUCAGAUCUUUUGAAAAGCUGGGUUAUUGAAUCUCUCCCUGGCAUUUUAAAGCAUGCCAAAUUGGCUCCAGAGGCAAAAUGUCGGUUGCAAAAGCAAAUACUGAAAUUCCUAGCUGUUCAAGGUCUAUUUCGGGCUUCACUUGGUACUGAAGUUACGUCAUUUGAGUUGCAGGAGAAAUUCAAAUGGCCCAAGACAGCUGCUCCUACUGCACUUUGCAAAAUGUGUAUCGAGCAGCUGCUGCUGUUGCUUUCGAAUUCCCAAAAGGUCGAGGAUUCACUGCCUAAGGAAAAUGGCCUUGAGCCUGAUGAUCUCGGUUCAUACUUCAUGAAAUUCCUUAGCACUUUACAAAAUAUUCCUUCUGUUUCUCUUUUCCGCUCCUUGAAUGAAGCAGAUGAGAAGGCCAUCAAAGAAUUGCAGGAAACAGAAAGCAAAUUGUCGAGAGAGGAAAGGAAUUGUGGAUUAUCUGCUGAUUCAAAUAAGUUAUAUGCAAUGAGACACUUAAUUGUCCAAUUACUGCUUCAAGUACUCCUCCAUCCAGGGGAAUUCUCUGAAGCUGCAUAUGAACUUACAAUAUGCUGUGACAAAGCUUUCAGUUUAUCUGCUGGAGAAGGUGAGGCUGAUGAUGAAGCUCCAGAGGUAAUUGAUGUCCUUGUGGACACCUUACUUUCAUUGUUGCCACAGUCCUCGGCUCCAAUGCGAUCUGCCAUUGAGCAGGUUUUCAAAUACUUUUGCCAAGAUGUAACUGACGAUGGACUGCUGAGAAUGUUACGAGUGAUCAAGAAAGAUCUCAAACCAGCUAGGCACCAAGAACCAGAAUCCGAGGAUCUUGAUGAAGAAGACGAAGAUUGUCUGGCGAUUGAAGAGGAAGAGGAAGAUAUCGACGAGGCUGAAACAGGUGAGACGGGUGAGAGUGAUGAGCAGACAGAUGACUCUGAAACAGUAAUUGGCAUCCAAAAGGCCGACAAAGAAGAACUCCCAGAAAAUUCGGAUGAUUCCGAUUCUGAUGAAGGAAUGGAUGAUGAUGCCAUGUUCCGAAUGGACACUUAUCUUGCUCAGAUAUUCAAGGAGAAAAAGAAUCAGGCCGGCGGUGAAACUGCUCAGUCCCAGCUUGUUCUAUUUAAACUCCGUGUCCUCUCACUGCUCGAAAUCUACCUCCAUGAAAAUCCAGGUCAUGCACAUGUUCUCACAGUUUACUCAAACUUAGCUCAGGCGCUUGUCAACCCGAACACUGCAGAAAGCAGUGAGCAACUCAUGCAGCGUAUAUGGGGCAUUGUCCAGAAGAGAAUCUUCAAAGCAAAAGAAUUUCCCAAGGAUGAUUCAGUCCAGUUACCCAUUCUCGUCUCUUUGUUGGAGAAGAAUCUGAAACUGGCUGCUAAACCGUUCAAGAGGAAAAAAUCCGGGGCAGACUCAUCAAAGAAGAAGCUGUCAGCUGCUCGGAACCGGUACAAGAUGAUCUCUAACCUCGCUCAGAACUCAACUUACUGGAUCCUAAAGAUCAUUGACGCGAGAAAAUUCUCGGAAAGCGAGCUGCAGAAGAUUCUGGACAUCUUCAAGAACGUGCUCGUCGGGUACUUUGACACCAAGAAAUCACAAAUCAAGAUAGAGUUUCUGGAGGAAGUGUUUAGGAGGAGGCCAUGGAUCGGACACCAUCUCUUUGGAUUCCUUCUGGAGAAAUGCGAAAGCGCAAAGAUGGAAUUCCGGAGGAUUGAAGCGCUUGACCUGAUCACCGAAACCAUGAGGUCACUGGCUCGGGACGAACAACAAAGCGAUCGAGAAGCGUCGAGCAAAGCGAUGAAGACCCAUCUGCAGAAACUGAGUCAGUUGAUGAAAGCGAUCGCGUCGAAGAUGCCGGAGAAGCAAGCGAGGCGGUCUCAGGUGCGGAAGUCAUUCCACAGAAUCUUCCAGAUGGUAUCGAAGCUGAAGCUGACGAAGCAAUUCCUCAAGAAACUGGGAGAGGAUGGUCAGUCUGCUUGUGAAUCUUCUUCGAUCCGUGACCUGUUCCUGGAGUUCAGGAACACCGAGGAAUAGGCCAUGUCUGAAGGUGAACUUCACCUCCUGCUGCAUCAUUAACAAUGGCUGCUCAGAGAGAGAGAGAGGAAUUCAUGCAGAACAGAUCGUGGCAAUUUUUGUUUUGUUUUUUUUAUAUAUUCUUUUUCUGGCGAGGGCGACUGGUAUGAUCUGAAGAAGAACCGUGUAGGAGUUUUGGAUUUUGUUUUAGUUCAUUGGUUUAAUCUUCCA